This is a messenger RNA of Phyllotreta striolata, 495 nucleotides long. NCBI's taxonomy places the organism in Eukaryota, Metazoa, Arthropoda, Insecta, Coleoptera, Chrysomelidae. The record is from the annotation of a GenBank genome assembly.
AUGGCCGCCAAAAAUCUGUUGGUAACACUUUUCACCGCGGGUAUGCUGAUGAGCUGCACGGGAGGCGCUUCGGCUUCGAUAGCUGCAGUCCCCGCAGCCGUCGCCGCCCCUCUCACCGUCCCCUACGCCUCCUCCUACACCGCCAGCGUCGUCAAUCACGGCGUCGCCGCCCCCGUCGCGGCGCCACUGGUCGCUCGAGUCGCCGCCGCCCCCCUGGUAGCCCCCGCCGUGGCUUCCUACAGCGCUUUACCUGCGGCUUACGGAGCUUUACCUGCGGCUUACAGCGCCUUACCGGCGGCUUACGGAGCUUUACCGGCGGCUUACGGAGCUUUACCGGCGGCUUACGGAGCUUUACCGGCGGCUUACAGCGCUUUACCGGCGGCUUACGGAGCUUUACCGGCGGCUUACAGCGCUUUACCGGCGGCUUACAGCGCUUUACCGGGGGCUUACGGAGCUUUACCGGUUCCAGCGGCGCCGUUGGUGGUGAGAAAGUAA